CGUUACACCUCUCUCUCUCUUCCUUUCUCUUUCUCUCUCUCUUUCUCGUUUCUUAUUAUUUGUAUUUGUUUUUUCCAUGACCAGAAAGGCUAAACUGUAGAAGCCUAAAGAACAGUGAAUAGUUGUGAUGGUAAAAGGAUAAAAAAAGUGAAAGAAUGAAUGGGUAUAUAUAUGUGUGGGAGUAUACAGAUAUAGAUAUAGAUAUGGUGGUGCAGCUGUGGUGAUUUGGCAUUUUCUGGUUUUUGUUCGGUGCUUGUUGGUUGGUUGGUUUGUUGGUUCCACUUGAUGUUUACAUAGAGGAGCUAGCUUAGCUACUUUGGGCAAAAGAAACCCAGAGAAACGCAGACCCAACUGCACCUGCUGCUCAUACACUGGGAAAGAAGGAGCCCCUUUACGCUUUAGCCAAAAAACCCAUACUUUUUGUACCACAGAAUCAUUACUCUCACUCGGAGUUUCAGUUUCAGUUUCUCACUGAUAGCGAGUGUUGCAGUUUUUAGUGCUCAGACAAAUAAUAUAAUUUGCGUUUGGGGCGAUUGGAGAAGGAACACCAGCAGAGCGAUUGUGAAAUCAAAAAUGUUGUUUUCGAAUUGUCAUCUUGGUUGGUUCAGCAUUCUUGUCAAAUGAGGUUUCGCAGGUGAAUUUUUUUCGACGCGCAGGUUUAAUUGCAUGCAAUAGACACGAAAUAUGUUUUAAACACCAUGCUGGCGAAUCUCCUUGUUCUGUUUUGAGACGGAAAACAAAAUAAAAAGUGUUUCUUUUGUUUCGUAAAAGAUUUCGAAAAAAAAAACAUUCCUGUAAAAAUUUGAAGGAAGACAAAGAGAAAAAUGGAUUGUGCGAAUGAGUUAGAAAUGCAAGAACCGAGCAUUGAGACGGAUAAGCUUAGCUACGAAAUCUUCUCCAUUCUCGAAAGCAAGUUCCUCUUCGGCUACGACGAUCCGAAGCUCUGGUUUCCCAAACAAAUACCUCCCAAGCCGGAAUCUGAGGCCCCCCCGAACGUCACCGCUGUGGACGGCGUCUCUUCCGUCAAGAACCAGCGUGGAAAGAUAUGCAUUCUCGCCAUCGACGGAGGCGGCAUGCGCGGGAUUCUCGCCGGAAAAGCCCUGGCCUACCUGGAAUCAGCGCUGAAGAAAAAAUCAGGCGACCAGAACGCCACCAUCGCGGACUACUUCGACGUUGCAGCUGGCGCCGGAGUAGGUGGCAUCUUCACGGCGAUGCUCUUCGCAACGAAGGACCACCGGCGGCCGAUUUUCGCCGCCGAGGACACAUGGCGGUUUCUCGCGGAGAAAGGAAGCAAGUUCUACCGCGCGGGUAGCGGGGGUGGGUUCUUGAAGAGGUUGCUUUCCGGCGGGUCAAGUUCAGUGUCGACGGCGACGGCCGGUUUGGAGAAGGCUGUGAAAGAAGCGUUCACGGCAGAGAAGGGUGGGAGUUUGACGCUGAAGGACACGAUAAAACCGGUAUUGAUUCCGUGCUACGACUUAUCGAGUACGGCGCCGUUUUUGUUCUCACGUGCGGACGCGUUGGAAACGGAUAGCUUCGAUUUUCGGUUGUGGGAGGUGUGUCGAGCGACCUCGGCCGAACCCGGUUUGUUUGAACCGGUUCAGAUGCGUUCCGUGGACGGUCAGACAAAGUGCGUGGCGGUGGACGGAGGGUUGGCGAUGAGUAACCCAACGGGCGCGGCAAUCACGCACGUGCUGCACAACAAACAAGAGUUUCCUUUCGUGCGCGGCGUGGAGGACCUUCUGGUUCUGUCCCUCGGAACGGGUCAACUCUUGGAGGUGAGUUACGACUUUGACCGCGUCAAACGCUGGAAGGCCAAGGAUUGGGCCCGGCCCAUGGCCCGCAUUUCUGGCGACGGGUCAUCGGACCUGGUCGACCAGGCCGUCGCCAUGGCCUUUGGUCAUAGCCGCAGCACCAAUUAUGUCCGCAUUCAGGCAAAUGGGUCGAGCAUGGGGCGUUGUGGACCCAAUGUGGAUACAGAUUCAAGUCCCGGCAACGUAAAGAUGAUGGUUGGAAUAGCAGAGGAAAUGUUGAAGCAGGAGAAUGUAGAGUCGGUGCUGUUUGGAGGAAAGAGAAUUGGGGAACAGAGUAACUUCGAGAAACUUGACUGGUUUGCCGGAGAACUUGUUCAGGAGCAUCAGAGGAGGAGCUGCAGAAUAGCUCCCACUGUUGCUUUCAAGCAAGCUACCCCAAAAGCGACUUAGGCCAUGCCCAACACUACAAAAGAAUCUACCUAAAGAAAAAGGGAAAAACCGAUACAGGAGGAAGCAGGAGGAAGGGAAAAAAAUUAAAAAAGAAAAAAAAGAAGAAAAGAAAAGAGCAGAUAGUAGUAGUAGUAUAGCAGCUUUACUUUUUGAGGAUUAGACAAAGAAGGUUAGGGAGUCGAGUGAAAAGGACAAGUGGUGUAAAAAGGGUGGAAAAUCUUUGUGGGAUACUUUGCUCUCUGGAAGGCAGACAUUGUGGUGUCCACUCUACCUUUCUAUUAGGGUAAGAAACCAAGAAAGAAAAAGCCAAGUGUCUGAGUUUAAGCUUUUUAGGGUCAAACAUGAAUCGAGUGUGAAUUUUUUAUUUUUAAAAUCAAAAUUCCGGGUGGUAAAUUCCCUCACAUUCUUCCAUUCUAGUUUCCUUUUUUGUUCAAUUAUGUUUUGUAAAUCUCUUAUAUUUAAAAAAGUUUCAUCACUGCUUCAAAGAAACUAUGAAGGUGGUGGGCUACAUUCUUAUUUUAAAUUUCAAAUAUGUGGCCAUUCUUGUCU
Messenger RNA from Vigna angularis (adzuki bean), 2750 nucleotides. Its product is annotated as patatin-like protein 6. NCBI's taxonomy places the organism in Eukaryota, Viridiplantae, Streptophyta, Magnoliopsida, Fabales, Fabaceae. The transcript has 4 exons. The record is from RefSeq and is a predicted model, not a curated record. Gene Ontology annotation, biological process: lipid metabolic process. Bases 825 to 2201 code for a protein of 458 amino acids.